CACAUUCCUCACUGGUCGUUUACUCAAAAAAAAAAAAAAUGGCAGAUGUAGUAGUGAUCUCAGAGACCAUUGUUCAACCAGAGAGCAACGAGGAUGUAUCUGAUCGGGUUAAGAUCCAUCUCACUCCAUUUGAUCUCUUCUUGCUUAAAACCGAGUACGUACAAAGAGGUCUUAUCUUUCCGCAACCAGACCCGGAAACCAACAUAAUCUCUCACCUGAAGUCCUCUCUGUCCGUGGCUUUGAAGAUAUUCUACCCCUUAGCUGGACGUCUAGUCAAGAAGGACUACGAAGAUGACGAAACGGCGUCGUUUUACAUAGACUGCGAUGGUUCAGGGAUCAGAUUCAUACAUGCUUCGGCAGCAACUGUAUCGGUGAAUGAUGUUUUAGAUCCGGCCAAGGCUGCUGUCCCUGAUUUCUGGAAUGCGUUUUUCCCGGCUAACGGAGUUAAAAGCUGGGAAGGGGUCUCGCAGUCGUUGAUUGCGUUCCAAGUAACGGAGCUACGAGACGGAGUUUUCAUCGGAUAUUGUAAUAACCAUGUGGUUGUAGACGGAACAUCAAUGUAUAGUUUCUUGAGAACAUUGACGGAGAUUUGCACUACCGCCCGGAAAACGUUUCCUCCUUUGCGUCUAUGUGGGUGGUUUCUUGACGGGGUUGACUAUCCAAUUCGAGUUCCGGUCUCGGAGAUUGUAUCCUCCUCCUCACCUGGUGAAGAAGUUGUUUCUCCCGAUUUGCAGAAGAGCAUCUUUCGGCUCACGAGUAGAAACAUCUCUGAGCUCAAAGAGAAAGUCAAGGAUGAGGUUGUUGGUUCUCAUGAUGAGGAUCUGAAAAUCUCUUCGCUUCAAGCCGUUGUGGCGCAUAUGUGGCGAUCAAUAAUCAGAAACAGUGGUCUCAAUCCUGAAGAGGUGAUUCAUUGCAAGUUAGGAAUGGAUAUCAGACAGAGGCUAAACCCUCCGCUCGAGAAAGAGUGUUUUGGAAACAUGGUCGGAAUGGCGCUGACCACCACAACCGCCGGAGAAAUGCUUGACAACGGACUGGGUUGGGCUGCUUUGCAGCUAAACAAAACUGUGAGGUCGCAAACGAGUGAAGUAAUCAAACGUUUUGCUGAGAAUUGGGCGAAGAACCCGAAAAUACCGAAUCAUUUGGUGGAGAAUAAUUCGCUUGUUGUUGGUAGCUCUCCACGGUUCAAUGUGUUUGGAAGCGAUUUUGGUUGGGGUAAACCGAUUGCGAUUCGAGGUGGACCGGGAAUUUCUGGUCAUGGUAAAAUCCUUGUUUACCCGGGAACUGAACUAGGAAGCAUGGAGAUUCAUACGUUUUUAUGGUCUCACGUUUUGGAGAAAUUAUUGGCCGAUGCAGAGUUCUUACAGCAUGUCGUUCGUCUGUUUUAAUCCAAAUCAACUCUAAAUGUACACUUCUGCGGAUCCCUCACUCUCCUCCAAUUGUCAUCCAGCGGAUCACUCGGGACAUCAAGAUUUUAUCUUCAUCCUUCUCUGUUAUUUCCUUUGUUUUAUUUUUCUGCACUCUAAAUUUUAUGGCUGAUUCGUUGGCCAAGGCAGUAUUGUAUUCAAGCCAGUUUUGGCUUUGGGUUUGCGUCUUUAUAAUAUGUGGUAUUCAAAAAAUAUGUACACUUCUGCAGUCUGUGUGUAAAAGAAAUAAGAAAAUAUCGUUUUCUGUGUGAUAA
Molecule: messenger RNA, 1678 nt
Organism: Brassica napus (rape)
Lineage: Eukaryota; Viridiplantae; Streptophyta; Magnoliopsida; Brassicales; Brassicaceae
Exons: 1
Coding region: 39-1385 (448 amino acids)
Source: RefSeq, a predicted model, not a curated record